This is a messenger RNA of Anguilla anguilla (European eel), 3399 nucleotides long. RefSeq lists its product as uncharacterized. The record is from RefSeq and is a predicted model, not a curated record. The transcript is spliced from 13 exons. The coding region runs from base 1088 to 2644 and encodes 518 amino acids. NCBI's taxonomy places the organism in Eukaryota, Metazoa, Chordata, Actinopteri, Anguilliformes, Anguillidae. Gene Ontology annotation, molecular function: protein binding.
UCUUCAUUUUUUAUUAAGGGUGCCAAUAAUUCUGGAGCCCACUGUAUAAGGUAAAACAAUGAUUAAACAGCAUAUUCUUCUACAUGGCAGUGGGGGACUCAUUAUGAGGGUAGACACCAUAGACUGUUUGCACAAAAAAGAAUCACGUACAGUGUGUUGCCUCCCUGAUGCCCAGGUAGGAGAUCUCCUGAAAUGUGUGGACAAGUUCAGAAUACUCAAUAUUUCAAGGUAACUAACUCAACUGAAAUUUAAUUGUCAGAAAAACUAAAAUUGAGUUUUAAGUUUUUUCCCUCAAUGAAAUGUAAGUAUUCUGAAUGAAUGUUAUCAGGCAUAAUUUGAACUCAAAAUUGAAAAAUCUGUAUUAAGCUGAAUCAAGCAAGUAGCUUAGAAAUAUUGAAUAAUCUUAACUUUUUUUUACAGUGGGUAAAGAAAUAACUCAAGAAUUGGAGAUAAGAAAUAACAAAAAUUACUCACCUCAAACAUUAAGAUGUUACAUAGGGCUAUAACUGGUUAUAAUGACGUGAAUUGGUUAUUGACUGUGGCAGGGAGAGUGAUGGAGAGUGAGAUGGUUUAUUUAUUUAUUUUUAUUUGCUGUUUAUUUUCAAAUGUGUUUUUAAAUAGGAAAUGUUCUUCGAGUUCCACGGACAUCACAUUUCAAAAGGCUUAUUUGUGCGUGUAGCCAACAGAUGGCACCAUUGUAUAGGAAUACUUUAAGUCCCAACAUAAUGUAAUUCUCAGGAUGUUGAAUAGGUCUAGUAUAUGUAUGCGUUCAAAUUUAGCAAAGACAUACAUGGAUGAAAUGUUUCUCUUCCGAAUUACUAAGUAAACACGGUAACUGAUGCAACUAAUAAAAAGUACAAAAAAAACUCUGCCCAUCUAACGCUCUAAGUAAACAGGAAAGAAACGAAUGCGGUCCAAAAGAGAAACUGAAAGUUAACUCAGACAGCCAUUUUAAAGAUGCAGCAGAAAGAAGACCGUAAAAAGAAGAAUUAAAUUGAAUAAACCAACGGAGUGAACAGCCUGUUGUGGAGUGGAAUUGUGUGUCCGGGUAGAGAGGGCAGGGUCAUCUGUACCCAGCUGUCUGUCUAUGAAGAGUGAUUGUUCUAUGGAUCCACCACUCCACUUCAGAGGAGAGUUCACAGGUGAUCAAAGGGUCCAGGUAGAGAAGGCAGGGUCAUCUGUACCCAGCUGUCUGUCUAUGAAGAGUGAUUGUUCUAUGGAUCCACCUCUCCACUUCAGAGGAGAAACCAACGGUGAAACCCACGGUCCUCCCAGUAUGAGUGUCCGGGAAGAGAGGGCAGGGUCACCUGUACCCAGCUGUCUGUCUAUGAAGAGUGAUCGUUCUAUGGAUCCACCACUCCACUUCAGAGGAGAGUUCACAGGUGAUCAAAGUGUCCGGGAAGAGAGGGCAGGGUCACCUGUACCCAGCUGUCUGUCUAUGAAGAGUGAUCGUUCUAUGGAUCCACCACUCCACUUCAGAGGAGAAACCAACGGUGAAACCCACGGUCCUGCCAGUAUGAGGGUCCCGGUAGAGAAUGCAGGGUCAUCUGUACCCAGCUGUCUGUCUAUGAAGAGUGAUCGUUCUAUGGAUCCACCACUCCACUUCAGAGGAGAGUUCACAGGUGAUCAAAGGGUCCCGGUAGAGAAUGCAGGGUCAUCUGUACCCAGCUGUCUGUCUAUGAAGAGUGAUCGUUCUAUGGAUCCACCACUCCACUUCAGAGGAGAGUUCACAGGUGAUCAAAGUGUCCGGGAAGAGAGGGCAGGGUCACCUGUACCCAGCUGUCUGUCUAUGAAGAGUGAUCGUUCUAUGGAUCCACCACUCCACUUCAGAGGAGAAACCAACGGUGAAACCCACGGUCCUGCCAGUAUGAGGGUCCCGGUAGAGAAUGCAGGGUCAUCUGUACCCAGCUGUCUGUCUAUGAAGAGUGAUCGUUCUAUGGAUCCACCACUCCACUUCAGAGGAGAGUUCACAGGUGAUCAAAGGGUCCCGGUAGAGAAUGCAGGGUCAUCUGUACCCAGCUGUCUGUCUAUGAAGAGUGAUCGUUCUAUGGAUCCACCACUCCACUUCAGAGGAGAGUUCACAGGUGAUCAAAGGGUCCAGGUAGAGAAGGCAGGGUCAUCUGUACCCAGCUGUCUGUCUAUGAAGAGUGAUCGUUCUAUGGAUCCACCACUCCACUUCAGAGGAGAGUUCACAGGUGAUCAAAGACUGAGUGACUGUGACCUCACAGAGAAGUCCUGUGAUAUUGUGGCCUCUGCUCUCCAGUCAUCAAACUCACCCCUGAGAGAUCUGGACCUCAGCUACAAUAACCUGGGGGAUUCAGGAGUGGAGCUGCUCUGUGCUGGACUGAUGAGUCCAAACUGUGAACUGCAGAGACUGGACCUCAGCAACAACAACCUGAGAGAUUCAGAAGUGGAGCUGCUCUGUGCUGCACUGAUGAGUCCAAACUGUAAACUGCAGAGACUGGGUCUGAGUGGCUGUGAGCUCACAGAGAAGUCCUGUGAUAUUGUGGCCUCAGCUCUCCAGUCAUCAAACUCACCCCUGAGAGAUCUGGACCUCAGCAACAACUACCUGGGAUAUUCAGGAGUGAAGCUGCUCUGUGCUGGACUGAUGAGUCCAGACUGUAAACUGCAGAGACUGGGGUGAGUAGUGCUGUGUACUGUGUGACCUCAACUAAAUAGAAUUUGUGAUUAUGGCUGUGUAACAGUUUGAGCUUUGCUGCAGGGAGGAAACAAAUUUUCAAAACUUGUAACCUAGAUGUUUAUGUGUAAAUGUGGGUUUACAUAUAAGAGCAUUGACUGGGGGGAUAAGCAGCAAGGCUGUAUUCCCCAGAGAGCAGAUUGUCUACUACUGUCAGGCAUUCACCUUAUGUUCUCUGACACUAAGACCUUUUAUCUGAGGUGGUAAACAUACUGUUGAUCUAGGAAUCUUGCAAUUCAUACACUCAUGCCAUGAAGAAGUCAUUUAUGAGCCAACGUGUCACACUGUGUGCAAAUGGGAUGUAGAUCCAGUGCAGUUUUAGCUAAAUGCCCAACGCACAAGCACCAGAGAAAUAGAGGAUAUGAGCCCUUCUUACCCUGAUGUUUCUGACAACAGAGUCUCAAAUGAAUCAGCCCAUCAGACUUUAGUCCAGCAGGUUACAGAAUUAGAAAAGGGGUUAUUUGGGUCAGAAUUACAUCUCUAGAACUGUGAGAGUUCAGUCCAGCAGGAUGUCUAAUUCUCAGGUCUUAGGUGCUGCAGUUGGAGAGUUUUGCUCAGACGUCUUCCUCAGAAGAUGAGCUGCAUACCUUGAAAUCUCAAUUUAGCUCUUCAUCAUAGAACACAACAAUUGUUACAUUACAGGCAUCUAGGAUACGGUUGUAUCCAGAGCGACUUAAAAACAACUUUUAGCAUUUUUACAG